Syngnathoides biaculeatus (alligator pipefish) is the source of this 5091-nucleotide messenger RNA. It is a transcript of the gene c2cd5, whose product is annotated as C2 calcium dependent domain containing 5. The transcript has 28 exons. Gene Ontology annotation, biological process: intracellular protein transmembrane transport; positive regulation of protein targeting to membrane; protein localization to plasma membrane. Gene Ontology annotation, cellular component: plasma membrane. Gene Ontology annotation, molecular function: calcium ion binding; calcium-dependent phospholipid binding. The coding region runs from base 370 to 3570 and encodes 1066 amino acids. Lineage: Eukaryota; Metazoa; Chordata; Actinopteri; Syngnathiformes; Syngnathidae. The record is from RefSeq and is a predicted model, not a curated record.
CAGCUCCUCACGUGAAAGCGCACAUUUACGACGGACAGCAAAGGCAACACUGUCCAACCCUCGUUCAUCAUGGCUUCCAUGCUAACACCGUACUGUAGAUGUUUUAAGGGGCUUAGCUCGGACGAAAUGUCACUACAAUCCCACUAAAAACGUCUCCUUGGACGUCAUAUCUGGUGCGAAUCAAAUUUAACGCAUACGUUGUCCUGCCUGGUUGAUUUAUAACGUGUUAUGGGAGUGAGACAGACACGGGUGGUCUGUGGAGCGGCGAGCUGUCAACGACGAUGUCCGGGGGAAACGAGCCCUCCUUAGUGGCUCACUGACGAUCGCAUCGUGGAUGUCGUAGGCCUGGGAUCAGCCUAAAUUUGAAUCAUGCCUGGAAAACUAAAAGCAAAAAUUGUGGCAGGCCGCCACUUGCCCAUCAUGGAUAGAGCCAGUGAGCUUACAGAUGCUUUUGUAGAGGUCAAGUUUGGAAACAUAACAUUCAAAACAGACGUAUGUCCCAAAUCUCUAAAUCCCCAGUGGAACUCGGAAUGGUUCAAAUUUGAGGUUGAUGAUGAGGACCUGCAAGACGAGCCGCUGCAGAUCACCGUGUUGGACCAUGACACAUACAGUGCAAACGAUGCCAUUGGGAAGGUUUACAUAGAUAUUGACCCGCUGCUGUGCAGUGAGGCCGCUUCAGUCAUCUCCGGCUGGUUUCCCAUCUACGACACCAUCCACGGUAUCCGUGGGGAGAUUAAUGUCCUGAUCAAAGUUGAGCUCUUCAAUGACUUGAACCGCUUCAGACAAUCGUCCUGUGGAGUCAAAUUCUUCUGCACCACCUCCAUACCGCGAUAUUACAGAGCGACAAUGGUCCACGGCUUUGUGGAGGAGCUUGUGGUGAAUGAAGACCCUGAGUACCAGUGGAUCGACCGCAUCAGAACCCCUCGAGCCUCCAAUGAAGCCCGCCAGAGGCUCAUCUCGCUUAUGUCAGGGGAGUUGCAGAGGAAGAUAGGUCUCAAAGUGCUAGAGAUGGGAGGGAACGCAGUGGUGGGCUACCUGCAAUGUUUCGACCUGGAGGGAGAAUCAGGCCUGGUGGUGCGGGCCAUAGGUACUGCCUGCACUCUGGACAAAGUCACCUCUGGAGGCGCUACCGCCACUUCUAUCACCACUGCUACCACACACACGCACCCGAGCACGGCUCCCGCUUCCAAUGCGUGCAAUUCCCCUUCUAAGGACGGAAAGGAGCCGGUAUUUGGUGAGGACCUUCCCUUGUCAACUGGCCCGUCCACCCCUUUCAGAGCCCUUCCUACCUCCCCCUUUUCUCCAACCCCUUUCUCUCCCCCUCAAGCCAGCCGCCAGUCCUCAUCAUCAGACACAGACCUCAGUUUGACGCCCAAGACGGGGAUGGGCAGUGGGGGCAGUGGUGGCAAGGAGGCGGGACCCCUGAAGACGCUGCUCAGACAGCAGACACAGACAGUUCUGGAGCAGAGGGAGUUUCCCUUCUUCACGUUGACAUCUUUCCCAGCUGCCUUUCUGGUCCAUGUGGGCGGAGUUGUCAGCGCUCGCUCGGUCAAACUGCUGGACCGCAUACACAACCCCGAUGAGCCAGAGACCCGCGACGCCUGGUGGGAGGAGAUACGACAGGAGAUCAAGUCUCAUGCCAAAGCUCUUGGUUGCCAUGCCGUCGUUGGAUACAGCGAAAGCACCAGCAUCUGCGAGGAGGUGUGCAUCCUGUCUGCAUCUGGCACGGCAGCCAUUUUGAAUCCUCGCUACAUGCGGGAAGGCUGUUUGGACGUAGGAAGCACAGACCACAGGUUUGAAGAGCCAUCUCCCUCAAGUUGCGGCUUCUGUCACAUACCUUACGAUGAGUUCAACAUGCCCUUUCCUGCUCAGCUCACCUACUGCUACCUCUGCAGACGACAAAAGGUCCCUGAUGUUCUGUUCACAACAAUCGACCUGCCAUCAGAAGCAGCCAUCACAGGGAAAGGCUGCCUCAUUCAGGCCAGGCUAUGCCGUCUGAAGAAGCGAGCCCAGGGAGAGGUGAACGCCACAGCCAUCUCCAACCUGCUUCCUUUUAUGGAAUACGAACUACACACUCAAUUGAUGAACAAGCUGAAGCUGCACAGCAUGAACGCUCUGUUCGGCCUUCACAUACAGAUUAGCAUUGGCGAGAACAUGCUGCUGGGUCUGGCGUCCGCCACAGGAGUGUAUCUGACUGCCCUCCCGACACCAGGAGGCAUCCAGGUCGCAGGGAAGACUCCAAGCGACCUGAGCAACGAGCACCACAUGUUGACUAUCCAAAAGAGGAUUAAUGACACCAUCGCCAAGAACAAAGACCUCUAUCAGAUCACUCUGCCGGAGCUCAUUGAGGAAGUGGUGGGGUCUCCCAUUCCUGAGCCCAAACAAAGAACCAGGAUUUUCCGCUCACACUCAGAAAGCUCAGAUGAGCUAUCAGAACUUGAUCUUUCUCAUGGGAAGAAGGAUGCUUUUGUCCUGGAGAUUGACGACACUGAUGCCGUGGAAGAUAUUCACUCCCUACUCAUGGAUGCCUCACCUCCCACGGGGUUCCACAGCUGUAACACUGAGAUCAUGCCUGGGAUUUACAACUGGACCUCGGGAGUACAGAUGUUUACAUCUGUGAGGGUAUUAAGGUUGAGUAAUACCAAUCUCACCAAUCAAGGCUUGAAUAAGAUCUUCACUGACCUGUGUGAGAACUUGCUGAAGAGUUUGUACUUCAAGUUGCGCUCUAUGAUCCCCUGCUGUAUUUGUCAUCUGAACUUCACUGUUGCAGUACCAGAAGAAGAACUCAUACAAGUUGGUGUGACAGCGGUUGCCAUGACGUUCGACAAGGACCAAACCCAGGACAAGCCAGUGGAAAAGCCUGUCACCAAAGGGUGCAGUGAGACCGAAGAGCAGCUGCAGUUUCCCUUGGAGCUCUCGGCCGAUUCUCCAUCCGCCAACAUUCAGCUACCAUCUAAAACCUCAGGCAUCCCAGCAAAUACCACUGUGUCAUCCAGAGCUGCCUCCGUUGAUUACGGUUCCUUUGCAGACAGAUGCAGCACCUGGCUAGAGCUGCUUAGGCUGAAAGCUCACACCAUAAGACGAGGAUCAGUUAAGACAAUCUCAUCCCUGGAGCGCUCCAGUCCUCUGACCGAGGGCCGUUCCCGCUCACUGCGCUCCAACCGCUGCUCAUUCGGAGGAAGCUCGGUCACGGUUGUGAAGAUGACGCCACUUUCCUUCCUCCCCGCCACGCGGGUAGUUAAAUACUUGGGCAUCAUCAACAUGUUCUUCAUUCGAGAGACCACGUCAUUACGAGAGGAAGGUGGUGUGAGUGGCUUCCUCCAUUCAUUCAUAGCAGAGGUUUUUGCCAUGGUCCGUGCCCACGUUGCAGCUCUGGGUGGGAAUGCAGUUGUGUCCUACAGCAUGAAGGAGUGUGUGUUAAUGGAAAAUCCCAAUAAGAAUCAGGCUCAGUGUCUUAUCAAUGUGAGUGGCGAUGCCGUCAUAUGCGUGAGGGAAUCUGAUCAGGAGCCCGCGUCCUCCACGGCAAACCUCAGCCAAGCUUGCACCACGGGAAUGGAAGGGGCCACAUGACACCAGCCAUUAAACACACAUGCACAUACAAUCUAGCCGUCCAAAUGUGAGGAAUCUUGUCUGCCUUAACUUAGUCAAGGAUUUCCAAAGUUCAAAUAUAAGUCAUGAUUACAACACAUGCGCACAAAAGGAAAUUUGAAAUACUGACAUCGCACAAAAGAAAAUUACAAAUACUGACUUGGAUUUUUGUCGCGUUUAUCCACCAGAAUUGCUUGAAACGAUGCCCAAAGAAGCACUUAACAUUUACCUCAUGUGUCGGCCCAAACCUUCCCAGUAUCGUUCGACUGUGGUUACCAGCUACAAUCACUUUAACAAUCCACGCGCCUAAAAUGGGGUACAAGUGUACUGACCCUUAACAUUGUAACCGAUUUUUAGAUGUGAAAACACCAACAAGACGAGUAGAAAAAUCAGCAAGUGUGUCUGUUACGCUUGUAUAGUAUGUUGUGUAUGCAGAUGACUAACAACACUUCAGACAUAUACAGCAACAAAUCUUACUCAAACCAGGUAUUUGUCAUACUACAAAGACUAACUUGUGAAAGGCAGCAUGGUGGCAGGACAUCUACACUGACGAAAAGUAAUGAGCAGGUUUAACUUUACAUUUGUUAGCGCUGACCAUUUUCCAAGGGGGUGAAAUUGGGUGGGUGUAAAGGGGAAAAAAAAAGUCACACCCCACACAGAUAAUAAACGAGGGUAUUGUAUCAGAGACAUCAGCUAAUUGGGCCUUUGCUGACUUGGAGGAGGUAAAAUGCGCAGAUUUGGUCCGAUUGCUGGUAUGUUAGUGUACACCACUUCAGUCAUUGGUCCAAGGGAGUGUACAAUAUUUCUAAUGCACUUGGAAACCGCUUCCGUGUUUUUACCGGUAAUCGUCAACAUUUCAGAGAGGGAUUUUUAAAGCGACUUUCAUCACCAUACACGCGUUUGCCAAAUCCGUUUUGUUGUGUCUUUAUUAUCAAAGCUUUUCAAGUACAGUAUUGCUGACGGAAAGUAUCACCAAGAACGUUUCUUAAUAAUAACCAGGUCAGAGCCCCUGUUGUGCCCAGUUAAGUUUGCUGUACCUUAUAAAAUGAACACGUUACGGUUUUACUGCAAAUGGCACAUUUGGGUUCCACAUGGUAUGUAUUUGUUUGGUCAGCUUGCAUCGCUGCUGUUUUAGUGUAGAGAAUGUCCUAAUCCUGCUACUGAUUUUUGGCUGUAUGAUGUUUAUUGAUGGAAAUACUUUUAUUUCCCCCCCAUGUGUAUAACUAUACAGACUGUAAAUUUGCUUUGUAAUCAUGUUUGUUUUUCGUUGGUGUUUUUAUAAGUGCAAUAUAUCCUCAGUUGGAGUUAGUGGUACUAUAAAUCAGUUAUUUUUUUGUUGUUGUUUUUGUUUUUUGUGACAGGUUGUGAUCAAUUUUUAUGUGUUGUGUCCAAACUUGAAUGCGCUAGGAGCAUGCAGACCAAAUUUGUAUCGUCAUGUACUUGUAACGCUUUGGCUGGGUAAGACUUGCACAAUAAACUCAGUCAAACCAAGAUCAGUGUCUG